Lachnellula hyalina is the source of this 399-nucleotide messenger RNA. RefSeq lists its product as uncharacterized. The coding region runs from base 1 to 399 and encodes 132 amino acids. NCBI's taxonomy places the organism in Eukaryota, Fungi, Ascomycota, Leotiomycetes, Helotiales, Lachnaceae. The transcript has 4 exons. The record is from RefSeq and is a predicted model, not a curated record.
AUGUCUGGAGCUAUAGGAAAAGCCGCACAGCAGGGCGCAAAGGCCGCCACAGGCCACGUCUCUGUCAAGGGAGCCCGCAGAGAUCCCGAGCUGUUUGUCUUGUUUGGAGUCAUGUCUGGCGCUUUCGGCCUCGCGGGUUUCUACUUUGGUCGCAAGCCUACAUCGUCGACUUCCGAGGCUAAGGUCAAUAUUGCGAAGGGUAGCAUGCCAUGGCAGACGGAGAGCACAAAAGGGGACGAGGCUAGAGAAGAAUUCAAAUACCAGUAUCACCCGGGUGGCGACCCGAAGAACCCUCCCAAGGACGCUCCAAGCGCCUUGCACAGCGUGAUCGUGCCCAAUGUCAACUUGCCAAAGGAGCUGCACGAGAAGUACAACAAGUGGGGUAAAGAUGGAUACUAG